Molecule: messenger RNA, 588 nt
Organism: Daldinia childiae
Lineage: Eukaryota; Fungi; Ascomycota; Sordariomycetes; Xylariales; Hypoxylaceae
Product: putative trimeric-like protein
Exons: 2
Coding region: 1-588 (195 amino acids)
Biological process (GO): mitotic spindle organization
Cellular component (GO): dynactin complex
Molecular function (GO): dynein complex binding
Source: RefSeq, a predicted model, not a curated record
AUGUCCUCUUCUAAACGCCAGUCGAUCCUCCCACGUGUCCAGUCUGGCCCGAAAGCUCCCGUCAACUUCUCUUCAUCAAUCACAAUAGCUGAUUCUGCCCUUCUGGCGGGAAACCAUACUAUCAACAUCAGUUCGGAGACGGUCAUACAUCCUCGAGCAAAGUUAGAUUCCUCUAACGGACGAAUCACAAUUGGUCGAAGAUGUAUCGUCCACGAACGAACAAGCAUUGGGGCAACCUCUGCAGACCCGACUCCUAGCGAGUCACGCGACGGCGUGGUGGUCAGCGACUAUGUAACCAUUGAAGUUGGCGUAGUACUCGAGUCCGGCGGUACAAUGAUUGGCGAAGGAUGUCUAGUUGGCGUAGGUUGCAGAGUAGGCAAGGGAGCGAGGCUAGGGAAGCAUUGCACCUUAACGCCCCACAGCGUUAUACAGCCUUGGGAGAUAGUGCCUGACUUUACAGUCGUAUACUCGAAUGGAACGAGACGGACUGAUAAGCGUGGCGUCACGGAUUUAAAGAAUAAGGCACAAGCGCGUCAGAUCGAAGUCCUGAGGAGACUGAUACCCAGCAAUCCCGCCAAGUUCCAAUGA